This is a messenger RNA of Zasmidium cellare ATCC 36951, 1773 nucleotides long. RefSeq lists its product as uncharacterized. Gene Ontology annotation, cellular component: cytoplasm. Bases 1 to 1773 code for a protein of 590 amino acids. Gene Ontology annotation, biological process: purine nucleotide biosynthetic process; purine nucleobase biosynthetic process. Gene Ontology annotation, molecular function: amidophosphoribosyltransferase activity. NCBI's taxonomy places the organism in Eukaryota, Fungi, Ascomycota, Dothideomycetes, Mycosphaerellales, Mycosphaerellaceae. The record is from RefSeq and is a predicted model, not a curated record. The transcript has a single exon.
AUGUGCGGCAUCAUCGCUACCAUCCUCGCCUCCACCUCCGCCGACGCUGCCCCCGAACUCCACCAAGCCCUCUACUAUCUCCAGCACCGUGGCCAGGAUGCAUGUGGUAUAUCUACUUGCUCUAAGGGAGGCAAGAUAUACCAGUGCAAGGGCAACGGUCUAGCGGCCAAGGUCUUUCAAGAUGGCAAGAGAGUUGGGGAUCUGCCAGGGUAUAUGGGCGUGGCACAUCUGAGGUACCCAACUGCCGGCAGCAGUGCCAACGCCGAGGCCCAACCAUUCUACGUCAACUCGCCCUACGGCAUUUGCCUCACCCAUAACGGCAACUUGAUCAAUGCGCCAGAACUGAAGGAGCACCUGGACCGAGAAGCGUACAGACACAUCAACACCGAGUCGGACAGCGAGCUCAUGCUCAAUGUCUUCGCCAACGAGCUCAACGAGACCGGCAAGGCCAGAGUCAAUGCCUCUGACUGCUUCCGUGCGUUGGAACGGAUGUACAAGAGGUGUCAGGGUGGAUGGGCUUGCACUGCUAUGUUGGCUGGAUUCGGCUUGAUUGGCUUCCGUGACCCGAACGGCAUUCGACCCAUGGUCCUGGGUGAGCGACCUUCCAUUGAUGUCGAAGGCGGCAUGGACUACAUGAUGGCUUCGGAGUCUGUGGCUCUCAGUCAGAAUGGCUUCAGCAACAUCAGGGACAUCCGUCCUGGCGAGGCCGUCAUCAUCGAGAAGGGCAAGGCGCCGCAAUUCUCCCAGGUCUGCGAGCAGCGCGGCUACACUCCCGACAUUUUCGAAUACGUCUACUUUGCUCGACCAGAGAGCGAUAUCGAUGGCAUCUCUGUCUACAGGAGUCGCCAGCUCAUGGGUUACCGCCUAGCCGACACCAUCAAGAAACAGCUCGGCCCUGAUGUUCUCAAGGAUAUUGACGCAGUCAUCCCCAUCCCAGAGACGUCCCUCGUCUCAGCAUACGCCGUCAGCAAGCACCUCAAGAAGCCAUACGCUCAAGGCUUCAUCAAGAAUCGAUACAUCUUCCGUACUUUCAUCAUGCCGUCCCAGCGAGCUCGACAGCGUGGUGUCCGCGCCAAGCUGAACGCCAUCCCGCUUGAGUUCAGAGACAAGAACGUACUGCUUGUUGAUGACAGCAUCGUCCGUGGCACUACUUCGCGCGAGAUUGUGCAGAUGGCAAGAGAGGCUGGCGCGAAGAAGGUCUACUUCAGCAGCUGUGCUCCACCCAUCACCCACUCUCACAUAUAUGGCAUCGAUCUGGCUAGUAAAAGCGAGCUUGUUGCACACGGCCGCACCGUGGACGAUAUCGCUCGACACAUUGGUGCAGACGGCGUGAUUUAUCAAGACCUCGACGAUCUGGUCUCUGCUUGUGCACAAGAGUCGCCGAGAGACCCAGCGACACAGCAAUUCGAGGUUGGUGUUUUCUGUGGCAAGUAUGUCACACCAGUCGAUGAGGACUACUUCCUGCAUUUGGAGCGCGUCCGUGGCGAAACUCGUAAAAUGAAGGUCAUGGAAAAGGCCGUGCAGGCGGUGGUUCAUGGGACCGCGAGUCAGAAAGAGAUCAAGAUGGCAGCCAAUGGGGUGGAUGUCGACGAUCACGGCGAGGUCGUGGCGAGAGACAGCGGCUCUGAUGGUGAGGGUCGGUUACCGAAGAAGGAGCGUGUCGAUCGCCUUUCUCGUGGCAACAGCUUCGUCGUCGACUCGAGACCCAACGGCGUGGAGAACGAGACGAGUGAUAGCCAGGACAUUGCUCUGUACAACAUCAACGACUCGUGA